This is a messenger RNA of Drosophila pseudoobscura, 1738 nucleotides long. RefSeq names its product cell wall protein DAN4. The record is from RefSeq and is a predicted model, not a curated record. The transcript has a single exon. NCBI's taxonomy places the organism in Eukaryota, Metazoa, Arthropoda, Insecta, Diptera, Drosophilidae. Bases 125 to 1081 code for a protein of 318 amino acids.
ACGGUAUAUUCCGGUACUUUUCUGAGGGUCCGACGAUAUAUGGUCGCACUGGAGAAAUUUUAGCAACGAUUGCGUUGGUUUUUGGACAAAAUUUUUGGAAUUCCACAAGGGUCCUGGCCAGAAAAUGAACGUGCUUCCGCUGCUUUGGCUGCUGUGCGGCUCAAGCCUGCUGCUGCUCGCUUCUGGAGAGCAGAAUGCCGCUAUGGCCAGCGUUGCUGCCAAUCCGCAGCCAUCUCAGAGCAACAGUUCCACGGCAGCGCCGCUGGUGAAUGUGGUGAAUGCCACAGAACACACUGCGGUCCCUGGUCAAGUGCACAUCAUUGAGAAGACACAGGUCAAGUCAACCAACUCCACGGAACUGGCCAAAGAGCACGAAAAGGAUAUGAAUAAGACGAGCACCAUUCCGCCGGACAACACAGCCAAGAACAGGAAGAGGACGGACCCGGUGCAGCUGAAGCCCACCACUGCGACGGCGGCACCUACAAGCGUAGCUUCUGCAGCCAACAAUGCAACAGUCACAAAGCCAGCAGCAGCGGCGGCGGCAGCAACAGUAAAGCCAUCCACUGGCACCAUUGUGGCUGACGGCAUCUCCAUAAAUGAUGUGAUAAAUGCCAACAACUCUACGACCAGCACGACUAGCAGCAGCAGGAGCUCUAGCAGCACCUCCACUACUCCAUCGACUACCACAACGACGACCACUACAACCACCACGACGACGACAACGCCGCGUCCCACAAAGCCACCCGUUGUUUACAGCAUGGAUACGCAUAGCGAAUGGGAGAAGGAACAAGAGGGUAAGGUAAAGUCGCCGGCGGCUCCUUCCUUAGCUGCCUCUUCGGAGCCCCUGCCCGUGCCGGCAUCCACGUUGUCCGAACCGGUGGCACCGAUGGUCCAAGAGUUAACUGGAAACCUGGCGGAUCGCGAAGGCAACGAUUACAUAGUGCCCAUUGUGACGGUGCUGCUGACGGUGCCGCUGGCCAUUGGUGUGGUUACAAUUAUGUAUCGCCGCUUCCGCGAGCUGUGGAGCACGAGGCACUACAGGCGCAUGGAUUUCCUGGUUGAUGGCAUGUAUAACGACUGACGAAGGCGCCAGGCGCCAUCGGGCAAGAGUGGCCAGUGGUCAGCGUGCUCCACCUACUCCACCACUACCACUACAUACUCCUCUUACAUACAGCAAAGAAUUUGUUAACCAAUCGAUGGGAUUGCUAAGAUUAUUAGUUGUUUAAGUUCUCAGAAUGUUUCGAUGUUUGCAUGCAAUGCAGGAGGCAAGAGAGAGAAGAUCUCCACCAGAGAGUGAGAUGAUGCACACAAACGCAAUCACAAAAAAAUAUAUACCUAAAGUCUUAGAGUACCGGGUAUAAAAAUAAAUAGGAUAUUGCUCAGUCAAUUAAAAAAAAACGCAGAACGAAGGAACGAAAAAUUGGUAGAUCAUAAAUUGUGGCUAAGAGUGGCUAAAAAAUUGAAAGUUGGACAAAUUUCGUAGCGGCCAAAAUUGGAUUUUUGUAAGCAAACUGAUUUUGAAUGCAAAAUUAGAUAUAUAUAAGCAUUAUAAUUGUAAGAGGCAUUUGGAUUUUAUGCGAAGAAUGAAGCAUUUGUUACAAAUCAGCAUAUGAUAACCAACACACACACAUACAUAUAUAUAUAUAUACCUUUAUAUUAUAUUAUAUACCUUUAUAUAACUACUUGUAUACAGCAAUCAACCAAUCAAUCUAUGAAUAGUAUAGCUGCGACCAAAUUG